Xylona heveae TC161 is the source of this 2836-nucleotide messenger RNA. RefSeq lists its product as hypothetical. Bases 31 to 2715 code for a protein of 894 amino acids. Gene Ontology annotation, molecular function: ATP hydrolysis activity; ATP binding. Lineage: Eukaryota; Fungi; Ascomycota; Xylonomycetes; Xylonales; Xylonaceae. Gene Ontology annotation, cellular component: mitochondrion; cytoplasm. The record is from RefSeq and is a predicted model, not a curated record. The transcript has a single exon.
GUCCAAACUACGUCCCCACGAACAACCCAUAUGCCCUCAAUCCCGCCAUCCACCGGGCUUACCAUCACCAAUCCUCUAGUCCUCUACAGGGCGCUGGUGGCAACAAAACGUAUCGAUCCCGACCCAGCCCAACACCGGCUCGCAAUUCAUCUUCAGAAACUCUACUUUCGACUCAAGGACUAUGAACCAGAGAUUGAGUACUGGCGGCGAUUAGAGCAAAUCAGCCAACGAAUUGGCCCUAGGAGCAAUGAUGACCACACCUCAUCUUCAUCAGCCCCUGCGCGACAGCGCACAGGGCUAUUCUCGUCGCUCCUGGCGCACAAGGAGCGGCACGAUACUCUUGCCCUCACGCGAAGCUUGACCAGCCAUGAAGCUGCCAUGCAAUUACAAUCGCCCAGAGGGCUUCUACUCCACGGCGAAGUGGGCACUGGGAAAAGCAUGCUAAUCGACUUGCUUGCCGACUCUUUACCUAGCAAAAAGAAGCGCAGAUGGCAUUUCAAUACAUUCAUGCUAGAGACGAUUGCGCGAUUAGAGGAGCUGCGACAAAUCCGCUCCCUGUCUAGCAUAUCUUCGCACUCAAAUGUCCCUGCAACUGCUCUGGGUGCACAGGAAUAUUCGCUUCUCUGGCUAGCUAGGGAUAUGAUUUCCACCUCGCCGAUCUUGUUUCUAGACGAGUUCCAAAUACCGGAUCGGACUGCGUCGAAAAUCAUGUCGAAUCUCUUAACAUGCUUCUUCCAACUUGGCGGCGUGCUUGUGGCGACGAGUAACCGCAUGCCCGAGGAACUCGCCAAAGCUGCUGGUGUAGAAUUUGCGCCGCCUCCAAUGAUGUCGUCUUCGUUUUUCGGUCGCGGCCGCGGUGCAUUUGGAUGGGGCAGAAGAGCCGGACGCAGCGAGGGCAUGUUUCCCGGAAAGGGAGAAAUGGCGGAGUUCGUUGAACUCUUGAAUGCGCGAUGCGAGAGCUGGAAUAUGGAUGGCGCAAGAGACUGGCGAAGGAAAGAAGCGGAGGAUGAACUGGAGGCGCUGGGGAAUGCAACGGCCUCUGAACGUUUGCAUCCGAAUGCUGUCGAGGCUGUUGCUGCUGCUGCUGGUCAUGGUAGCGGUAGUGGUAACGGUGAAGGCGUUGGCAUAAAAUCCUCAGAAUCUCCUGCAGAAAAGGAAAAGACGAAGAAUUCAAGUGCUGCGGCUGUUUUACCAAAGUAUUAUUUUAUCACCCCGUCAAGCGCCAGCCCCAGCUCCAACAUCAGCAGCGUCUCUUCCUUGGAGUCCUCGACCCCUGACCAACUUCUCGGAGUCGCAAAAUCCCAGACAGGACAAGACGAGGUCCAGUCACAACCAUGGCAGAAUGCUGUUUCUCAUACCCUCGCGUCCACAAAUCCCUCGGAUUCUAUUCCUUCCUGGACGCCAUCUUCGAUCCGCGUGUAUGGCCGCACCGUCCCUGUACCACGCACAUACAAUGGCAUUGCACUAUUUGAUUUUCCGGAGCUAUGCAGCGCUGCUCUCGGUCCAGCAGACUACAUCACUCUGGCAUCGACAUACCAUACAUUUAUCCUGACUGACGUUCCCCUCUUGACCUUGUCCCUAUGCAACGAAGCGCGACGACUGAUUACUUUGCUCGACGCACUGUACGAGGCAAAAUGUAAACUACUCAUCCGCGCAGCAGCCGGGCCAGAUGAUAUUUUCUUCCCAGAAACUAUUCCUGGCACCAAUUCUCACACAACCGCUUCAUCGCCAGAAGAAGCAUCCCACCCAAGAACAGAGGGAGCCGCACAGACGUCCGCACACGAGGCCGUCGAAUCUCUGGACGCCGUACAUCCCGAAACAUUUGCCGAAAUCCAUCAGGACCUCACUGAACCUUUUCGGCCAAACGUCUCCUCGGAUCUUUCUCCGUCCUCCUCUUCCUCCUCUUCUUCCUCACUGUCUUAUUUCUCUUCUCCCUCCUCGGAUUCUUCGACUUCUUCUUCCGCCUCUCGAUUCUCCUUUUCUCUAUUUUCCAAGCCCGAUAACCAUAGUCAUCUUACAAUACCCCCUCGGCACCUACGGCGAUCUGUUCUCGCAGACGAAGAUGCAGAUUUCGGUCCUAUAGAUCGCGUAGUCGUCGGCCAGAACAAUGCCGGCGUCCCUCACCAUCUGGCGGUCGGCGACAGGACGAACGGAUCGUCAUCAGCGGCAGCGGCAGCAGCACCAAACUUUGCUCUAACGGGCCAAUUCACCGGCGAAGACGAACGCUUCGCAUAUAAGCGCGCCCAGAGCAGAUUAUGGGAAAUGUGCAGCUCCAGGUGGUGGAGCCGUGGGGGACAUCAUCAUCACUUGGAUGGCCAAGCUGAUGGUGGUAAUUGGUGGACACCCGUGCACAAGGAGGUCAGAUCACGAUGGGAAGGGACUGCGUCGAUGACGAGUCCGACGGUUCUGACGGAUGAUCCGACGACGCAUGAUGCUGUGACCGCAGAAGAAGAUGUCAAGCCUGUUUCUUCCCCGAGCAGGAUCGAGUCAGAAGCAGAACCCGAAGCAGAAACCCAAUCAAGUCCCUUCCGCACACAUCCUGAACCCCCGCCGCGCUUCUCAUGGACACAUGCAUGGGGAAUGAUCAAGUGGGGUCCCAAGGCAGGCACCUGGGGACAAGGCGUCGAGGGCGUCAAAGCCAGGAGACAGGAGAAAAUGGACGAGGAGCAUGGAAGACAUGAACGGGAAGGAGUACAAGGCUCAACAAGACGAUGAGAUUAUUGUAGAAGAAGAGAAGUUCUGCAGUAUAGGUCUUGAGAAAGAAGUGUGAUAGUAUAUACAUAUAUAUAUAAGAUAUCCCAAUUGACUUACUAGAUAUGGAAUGUUAAAAACGCUG